GUCGUAGUUUGUCAAUUUUCUAAAAAGAAGUGAUAAAUUAAAAGACAAAAGAAAUUUUUUGAUUCCAACGUUUCAAAACCCUAAACCCUAGCCAAUCCCUGUUUCCGACGUUCGAAGUGAUUCGUAGCUUCAGAGCUCUGACGAUUUCGAGAUUUUCGAACGGAUCUCUCACGUCGAAGGUGGAGGUGCAAGAAACGGUAUGGAAGUAGAAAGAGUAGAUGGCCGUAAAGCCAACCAGCUAAGACCACUCACUUGUUCUCGGAAUGUUCUUAACCGUGCUCAUGGCUCCGCCAGUUGGUCUCAAGGGGAAACAAAAGUCCUUGCUGCAGUUUAUGGGCCGAAGGCAGGAACCAAGAAGAAUGAAAAUCCUUUAAAGGCUUGCAUUGACGUCACCUGGAAGCCCAAGACCGGGCAGAUUGGAAAACCGGAGAAGGAGCAUGAGAUGAUAUUGAAAAGGACUUUGCAAAGCAUAUGCCUUUUGACUGUCAACCCAAACACUACAACGUCAGUUAUAAUUCAGGUUGUCAAUGAUGAUGGCGCUCUUCUUGUAUGUGCAAUAAAUGCUGCUUGUGCUGCCCUUGUAGAUGCUGGGAUUCCUUUGAAGCAUCUUGCAGUUGCAAUAUGUUGUUGUCUGACAGAAAAUGGGUAUGUUAUUCUGGACCCCAACAAACAUGAAGAACAGAAAAUGAAAGCAUUUGUCUAUCUGGUUUUCCCGAACUCGAUUCACGCUGUCCUUCCAGAAGGAUCAUUGCAGGUGGGGAAAGAACCAAUGGAACAUGGGAUAAUCACAUCUGUGACGCAUGGUGUAAUGUCAGUGGAAAAUUAUCUUCAGUGCAUGGAACGAGGGCGUGCUGCGUGUGCAAAGUUGUCGGAUUUUCUCAGGAGAAGCUUGCAGACACAGGUCCCAAGUGGCUCUCCCAAGGCUGGGUGAUGCCGUUGUCCGGCAGCAAGGGGCGCGGAAACAAGGGAACAAAGUGACAGAAAACAAGGAAAUAUGAAAGACAGAAAACUUGCAAUGUGAGAACGGGAUCAAGAUCCCAAACCCGAACCCAAACUUUGGAAAAAAGGAGCAUGCUUUGAGCAUUUUGGGCACAAGUAACAAUUCUUGAUGAUCCUAUAGAAAAAGUUAUUUAAUAUACUAAAAGAAAAGUUAAAUUUGUUUUAAGUUUCAUUAUGUGCGCGCGCGCGCGCGCACGUAAUCGUAUGGUGCUUGAAUAAUGGAUAAGUGAGAAUAUAUUGGAAAUGUUAUUUUUAUGUUUUGAUAAUAUCAACCUUUUUUUUUCUUUUUA
Messenger RNA from Diospyros lotus (date-plum), 1289 nucleotides. RefSeq names its product exosome complex exonuclease RRP46 homolog. Lineage: Eukaryota; Viridiplantae; Streptophyta; Magnoliopsida; Ericales; Ebenaceae. The transcript has 8 exons. The record is from RefSeq and is a predicted model, not a curated record. Bases 200 to 931 code for a protein of 243 amino acids. Gene Ontology annotation, biological process: poly(A)-dependent snoRNA 3'-end processing; U4 snRNA 3'-end processing; rRNA catabolic process. Gene Ontology annotation, cellular component: nuclear exosome (RNase complex); cytoplasmic exosome (RNase complex); nucleolus.